Eurytemora carolleeae is the source of this 6053-nucleotide messenger RNA. Its product is annotated as proto-oncogene tyrosine-protein kinase ROS. The record is from RefSeq and is a predicted model, not a curated record. Gene Ontology annotation, cellular component: membrane; signaling receptor complex. Gene Ontology annotation, biological process: regulation of TOR signaling; multicellular organism development; protein phosphorylation. The coding region runs from base 23 to 5764 and encodes 1913 amino acids. NCBI's taxonomy places the organism in Eukaryota, Metazoa, Arthropoda, Copepoda, Calanoida, Temoridae. Gene Ontology annotation, molecular function: transmembrane receptor protein tyrosine kinase activity; ATP binding; protein binding. The transcript has 11 exons.
UUGAACUUACAUUAAUCAGGCGAUGAUAAAAUGGUCGGACCCAAUGACUGGGUUUGAGGAAGGGUGUGCUAGUUAUAAAGCCUGGAGAUACAGGAUACAGAUCCAUGAUGGAACUAACAAAGUGAUUGCUAGCUACGAUAAUGUGACAGAUUUGAAUUUUUCUCAGGACGGUGAUCUUAGCUCCGACAUGUUCUACAGUGUGAGGGUUCAGGCCUUCUCUAAAGGUGGUGGGGGCCCCUGGAGUAAUCCGUUCUCAGGGAAAACCUUAAACACUAAUAAAACCCCGAGCAUAUUCUGGGCGGAUCAGAAAAAUAUCCACACCACCGAUCUAUUUGGAUACCAGGGGAACUCAUUCUCACACAACUUAUCACGUAUAGAAAACAUUCUUUACGUAGAUAUUUCAAGUUCCCUUUUGUGGAGUAGUUCAGAUUUUAUCUUCACAAACUUCAACAAGAAGAAAUGGAUUCCAGAGAAGCUGCGAAAUGAAGAUUCUCUGAUUGGAAGUAUGGUAUUUGAGGCUCUUGGGAGCAGACUUUACUACUCAGUUCCCUUCCAUCAACAAAUACGGAGAAUAAAUUUAGAAGGAGAAGUAGAACUUUCAGUUUCCCUAACAUCUCCAGCUAAGAACUUGUUGGUUGAUAGCUCUAUUGCUGUCCUAUGUUGGAUUUCAUCAUUGAACGGACUUGAGUGUUCUCGGUUAGAUGGAGAGAACAAAACUGUUUUCCAUCAAGUUGGAAUCUGGGAUGACCAGAAGAUUCUGAGCGCUGCUAUAGAUCCUCAGAAUCAUGAUGUAUAUUUCAUCUUGUAUAAUCCUAAACAGUUUCCUAAAUAUGAAUACCACAGGAAGAACAUUCUCACUAAUUACCAUGAGAAGCUAGGCUCCCUUACACUUCAACAUCUUGAAUCCUCUCUAUACUACACCUCUGGGAAAUUAAUAUUCUUAGAGGGGCAGAGAUCAAUUGUAACCUUUGACAUGGAGGGUAAGAGUAUUUCUAGACUUUCCCUUGCUAGUCCAACCUUAUCCUUUACUCUCUCGUUUGAAGUCAGUUCGUUGUUCCCAGUGAAUUUCGGAGAUUCCAAGUCUCUAAUUGUAACACCAGAUGGCGUUGAUGGUGACACUAUACAUGUAAAAACUACUAAAGGAACUUAUCAUAUAGUCUGGAGACCUGUAAACAAUACAAAUUAUGGAGACCUGGUUUAUGAAGUUAAUUUUCUAACUCAUAAAACUAUUGUUUCUUCUCCAGAAAUAUCAUUAAACACAGUUGGAACCUUUAAACCAUAUCAAGCUAUAAAUGUAUCCAUCACUGCUCGGACCCCCUGGGCAAGCUCUGGUCCAACUAGGAGUCUGAUCUACACCCCGGAGAGUAUACCUAGUAAGCCUAGACUAUUGCGUGUAUACUGGAAAGGAGUAUCCCCUGGAAUGAAUGAAUAUACAGUUCGCUGGCUUGAACCGGAAGAUGAGAAUGGGAAACUGUUGCAUCAUAUAAUCCGUUGUAUUGAUACUAAUUCUCAACAAGAAAUCUGUCCCAACGCAACAGUACAGUACCCAGAUACAGAGAUUGCGCUUGUGCUGGUGAAUACAGAUAUUCAAUUCUCAGUGAUUGCAGCAACAUCUCAAGGACUAGGAUCUGAAAGCAACUUCUUUGUCACCAAGUCCACAGAGAUUUAUCCUAUUCCUCGAGCAGUUUAUGGGUUGGUGAAACCUCCUAGAGUUAUGCUGUCUGAUGUUGAUUCAGGAGAAAGCAAGAUGAUCAAUGUCCCUGUGGAUCCACAUUUUAUAGUUUAUAAUGCUAAGGGGAACUCUUUAAUCAUUGUAAACAACAAUGGUGAAGUUUAUGAGCUUGAUUUGGAGAGGGAAACUGCAACUUAUAUCAGAAGAUUGGAAUCUAAUAUUGAUUAUGUUAUGUUUGAUGGAAUUGGUAGAUACCUCUACUAUGUUCAUGGAAGAGAUAUAAAAAGAAUAGAUUUUGAAAACCAAAGAACAGAAGCACAAGAUAUUUUCUCAUCUUCUGAUCGAAUUACAACGCUUGAAAUCUCAUCCGAUGGACAAUUUUUCUACACUGAUGUAAAAAAUAGAAUGUUUACAUUUAAGCUUUCAAGUGGGGGACAUAUGUCUGAUAUCAAAGGGUUAGGACAAAGCUUACCCAGUGAUAGGAACUGCAAUUGUAGAUCAAUUGAAAAAAUAUCAACUUUUUCAACAAUAAAGCAUAACAAGCAGUUUAGCUUGUCACUAAGGAACAAGAAAACCGGAGAUGUAUUUAUAGCAGAUACUGAGCUAUGCAAAUGUACAAAAAUAGCUAGUACACAAUUAAAUGAAAAAGUAAAUAUCAAGGCAGAUAUGACAAACGUGUAUGUUCUUCAGGGUAUGCAGGCAAACAUGACUGUGUUCAGCCUAUGGAAUAAGGAUGUAUCAUUAGUUGACUCUAAAAAUAUGUUGAAUUUUGAUAUCAUCAGCAUGAAUGUUAUGUGUAUUCAAUGUGACCAAAUAGAGACUGAUUGUGUUAAAAUCAGUUCUACCAAACAAAAUGUUGAAUAUGUCGCCAUACGAGAAACAUACUCAAUGGUUAAACUUCCAUUUCCAAUGAUUAGUGGAUCUUGUAACAAGAGUAUACAGCUUCCAUCAACCAACUACACAGUAUCAUACCAUCUAUCUACAUCUGAUCUAGACGAUGAGUCUGAGAUCAAAAGCUUGUCAUACUACAAUACUGGGAACUUGGAGAACCGAACACUGAAAAUUGAUAAUCUAGUUCCUAACUCUAGAUACACAUUGUGUGUCAGAAUGUUUAAUGUUUAUUCACAAAGUAAAGAUGAACAUGAAACAGAUCUUAAUCGGUUUUGUUCUGAAUUCACAACUGAAGAAGGACAUUCAGGACCACCUGAGCAUAUUGUAGCCCAUGUAUUGUCUCCUAGUGAAGUUAGAGUAUCAUGGGAAGCCCCAACAAAAGUAUACUCUAGUAAAUUAAACUAUGAGAUAUAUUGGAAAAGUACUGAGUUUAUUAACGGAGUGUAUUCUAGUGGAAAUGUGGUUUCAUUGCAUGAAGGAAAUAAAACCAGAAUAAUUUCAAAUCUUCCACCAAAUCAAACUUUUGAGAUGUGGAUGACUUCGCUCAGUCCCAAAGGAAAGGUUAGUGCUAAAAGUCAGAUUUUAAAGGUUCAGACAUUUUCAACUCCAAAGCUGGUUAAGGUACUUAGCAUUGAACCUAGAAGAAUAAAUUUCAGCUGGGUUAACACAGAGGAAGCGGUUGAAACUCAUCAAUUCAUCUACUAUUCAGUUACAGAAAAUGCAACUCAACACUAUUUACCUGAAACCCCCAUGACAAGUGAAUAUCUAAGAGCUUACUGGUUUAGUAUACCAAACCUAUCUCCUAGUCAUUGUUAUAUGAUUAAAGUUCUUGUUACAUACAAGAGCAACCCUGGUCACCAACUCGUGUGGCCAGUUCAGGAGGAAAGUUGUGUUAUGACUGAAAAGGAUAAACCCCUAGUCCCUGGGGUACCUUAUCUUGACUCUAAGGAGAACAAUCACAUCACCCUGACUUGGAAGAGAAAUGAGGAGAAGGUUCUGCAGUAUGAACUUCAGAAAAUGACCUUGUAUGAAGAAGAUAAGUGGAUAACUAUUUACAAUGGUACUGUUAAUCAAUUUAUUGCAAGUGGACUUGCCAAUGGAAAUUAUACUUUUAGAGUUAGAGCAUUUAAUUCCAAUGGCUUCAGUAAUUUCAGUAUCCCCAGCAUGCCAAUUGAUUUAGAAAUGGUAAGACAGCUACAAUUGAUAUCAAAUACGAAUGAUAAAGUGACUAUCGGGGCAAUUUGUGCUGGAGCAAUUGGAUUAACCAUUGUUGUCUGUGUCCUUUACUUUCUGGUGACACAAAAUAGGUUUGCUAUGAAGAAGAAGUGCUUGCUUUCUUCUCAUCAUCCAGCAGACACUGAGCUAGCCAACCUUCGAGAGCUACCUAUUAGAGGAGGAUUUAUAAACUGCAACAACCCUAUGUAUAAUCAACUUGAAGUGGUUAGUGAUGAAGACCUGGCUAUGAUACCAAAAAUCAAAAGAUCACAAAUUACACUCACUAAAUUUUUGGGCAGUGGCGCUUUUGGGGAGGUUUUUGAAGGAGGGGUUAAAGAGCUUGAUUCAGAGGACGGAGUUGAAACUAGAAUUGCUGUCAAAACUCUGAGAAAAGGAGCAACAGAUAAUGAAAAACUAGAAUUUUUGAAAGAAGCCAAACUAAUGUGGAAUUUUAAGCAUGAUCAUAUCCUAAACCUCAAUGCAAUAUGUUUGGACAAUGAUCCAAACUUCCUUAUCCUCGAGCUUAUGGAGGCUGGUGACCUUCAAUCCUACCUCAGGGCCCACAGACCCAAGGGACCAAACCAAGGACUCAACCUUCUAGACCUUGUAGAAAUGUGCUUGGAUGUAGCCAAAGGCUGUGAGUACCUUGAACAGCUUCAUUUUGUUCACCGUGACCUGGCAGCUAGAAACUGCUUGGUUUCCUCAUAUGAUCCAGCUAAGCGUAGAGUUAAAAUUGGAGACUUUGGACUUGCCAGGGAUAUCUAUAAAAACGAUUACUACCGUAAGGAAGGUGAGGGUUUGCUGCCAGUACGGUGGAUGGCUCCUGAAUCCUUGAUGGAUGGAGUUUUUACAACUCAGUCAGAUGUUUGGUCCUUCGGAAUACUGCUCUGGGAGAUACUUUCCAUGGGAGCAAACCCGUAUCCUACACUUUCAAACAGAGAGGUUAUGCUGUAUGUUAGAGCUGGGAAUAGGUUGGAACAACCACCAAAUUCUCCAGAAAGGUUACAUGAACUAAUGACGUCAUGUUGGUGUUAUCUGCCCAGUGACCGGCCUAGUUUCAAGAUGUGUGUUCAGGAGAUCGAAUGUUUGAUAGAACAAGAUUCAAGUCUUAGUUCUCUUUCUAAUUCCUUUGUUUCCUACAUACGCAAUACAGGAAGUGGAAGUGAGUGUUCUCAUCCCCACUUCCACUCAGCCACGACGGUUCCUGUAUCCCAGAUAUCCCGUGGAUUGAAUAGCUCCGGUAGCGGAGGAAGAACUCCACCCUACUCAGACGUUAAUUUAAAGUCUUCGGCACCUAAAUAUCUACAGUUGGUUCAUGAAGAUUAUGAAUUACCUCGAGACCAAGGAAACCAAUGUUCCUGCACAAAUCCAACAUCCAGGUUUAACGGAUACGGAAAUCUAAGAACCGUUCAUACUAAAGAGUGUACAAAGAUAUCUUCAAAAUUCCAUUCCCAGAUUCCUAAUUCUCUCCCCUCUACCUCCUCCUCAUCCAUCCCUCUUCCUUCACCGUUCACUCCCUCUGCCUCAACAACAUCUUCACAUUCAACUCCGGCAAUACAUACUAAUCUUCAUACAAACCUUACCUACUUUCAAACAAACCUACCUGAUAUAUCUAAUCCCCGUGCACCCUACCCUAUUCCUAAGAAAAGAACACGGAUACCAGAUCGACUCAGUUCUCUUCCUGCUUCUGCCUCUACCCCUAAUAUAAACUUUCCUUCUCAGGUUGAGGAAAAUCAAAUAUAUUCUGAUCAAUCAAUCGGAUCCCACAAUCAUUUAACAUAUCAGACAAGUAGUCAUUGCAUUCAAGAUGACGAUCAAGCUGAUUUCAGCAUCACUGAUGAUACUGCAGUUAUCAUUGGGAAUGACUGCUGUGACGAAGAGAAUACCAGAGAAACAGAGAGUAUUGGAAGUAUUCACAAAUCAAUCAAGAACUCUGAAAAAUUAAACAACAUUUGUUAUGAAGUACCCACUCUUAAUAUAACUUAGAGAUUCGGAGAUAAAUUUGGCAAUUCUCUUUUCCUAACAAAGCGAAAAAGACAUUUAUGGCAAUUUUAUAUUCAAAGACUAUUUUAAACUGAAAUUAAUUAAAGAUAACGAAAAAGGAGAAAGCGCAUUAUGAAUAAUAUCAAAAAUAAAAUAAAAAUGAAUUAGAUUUAAAGACCAUUUAGACAAUUGUCAUUUGUUAAAUUUGUUUGAGAAAAACUUUUAUUAAACUGUAUUGUGUGCUUAUUUAGUAAAUUGUGAUACUGUUUUUGUAUUAAGAUUAAAUAUUGAA